Messenger RNA from Alternaria rosae, 1188 nucleotides. RefSeq lists its product as uncharacterized. Gene Ontology annotation, biological process: regulation of DNA-templated transcription. The record is from RefSeq and is a predicted model, not a curated record. Lineage: Eukaryota; Fungi; Ascomycota; Dothideomycetes; Pleosporales; Pleosporaceae. Gene Ontology annotation, molecular function: DNA-binding transcription factor activity, RNA polymerase II-specific; zinc ion binding. Bases 1 to 1188 code for a protein of 395 amino acids. The transcript is spliced from 3 exons.
AUGUUCCCUCACCAGGGUGGCCAAGGCCAGCUUCCCGCCCACUGGCAACCGCCCACGGCCCAGCAGCCUCCCAAUGGCGCCUAUGCGCAACCUCCGCAUAUGAGCACCACGCUCCCUCCUCCGCCGCCCCAAGAGCCCCGUCCCGACAUGGCUCAACAUCCUCAGUACCAGCACCAGCAGCCCUACCGCCUGCCAGGCCCCAAUGAGUGGACGCGCGCUCCUCCUCCCCCAGACCCAUACCGCCAGCAGCCUCCUCCACCGCCGCAGUACGUCCAGCAGCACCACCAGCCGCCAGCCCCCCGCCAGCGCACUGCAAUUGCCUGUCGCUACUGCAGACGCCGCAAGAUCCGCUGCUCCGGCUUCGAGGCGACUGAGGACGGCCGCUGCUCCAACUGCAUGAGGUUCAACCAAGACUGCAUCUUCACCCCCGUGUCUGCCCAGACGCAGGCUUUUGUUCCUGCUCACACAGUCUGGCGCGGUGUCGGACAGCCACCGCCCAUGUACGGCGCCUACGGGCAGCCUCUCCCUCCUGCCAGCCACGCCGAGCCAUAUGGCCAGCCGUCGCGCCAGCCGCAUUAUCUGCCCAGCCCCACUGCAGGUCCGUACCCAGCUCAUUCUGACUAUGGUCCGCCUAGUGCUUCUCCAGAUGAGGCGAGCCGUGACGCGCUGGCAGGCAGGAAGAGACUCCACCCAGAGCCUCACACUCCUACCCUGCCCCCGCCGCAUCCUGGCUCGGCGUCACAGGCCCCUCAUCGAGGCACUGGACAAGACUAUGCCUAUCCAGAGCCACCGUCUCUAACAUCGGGCGCUUCAACAGCAUCAACCCCCGCUCCCUACUCCUCUGCGCCUCCCCCCGCCCAACCAUACUACGCUGCUCAGCCUCCGCGUCAAGGCUCCCCACAGAGCGCUUAUCGCUACGAGCCGAGUCGCACCUCGUCCUCGCCACACUCCCAAGCACCAACGACCCCCGGUGCCCCGCCCACACCCUAUUACGCAGCUCCACCGCAGGCCAACGGCGUCUUGCAGCCACCACCCGCACGCACCGAUGGCAGAACCCCACCGCCGCCUACAUCGCAAGCCUCGGCUAGGCCCAGCAUGCGCAUCAAUGAUCUCGUAAGCGAUAAUGGCCCCGCACGCAGCUCGACCGAUUCGUCCAUGCUCAACAUGCUCAACCGCCGCCCCAUGUAA